UCAAGCUUCCAUCUCCGCCAUUUCAUGCUCUAUAUAUAUAUAAUCCAAAAGCAUUUUCUUGAGAAUCACACAAAAUUAUUACAGCCGGAGUUUAAUUAAUUACGAUCCAAGAAAAAUGGAAGAGCCAUGCAACAGUGCCGCCGGGCACUCACCGGCGGGGGGAGUGUACAAAGGGGUGAGGAGGCGGAAAUGGGGGAAAUGGGUGUCGGAGAUUCGGGAGCCGGGGACGAAGACGAGGAUAUGGCUGGGGAGCUACGACACGCCGGAGAUGGCGGCGGCCGCCUACGACGUGGCGGCGUUUCACUUCAAGGGUUUCGCCGGCGUGCGCCUCAACUUCCCGGACUUGGUGGAGGGUUUCCCUAAGCCCGCGAGUUCCCGCGCCGAGGACGUCAGGCUGGCCGCCCAGGAGGCGGCAAUGCGGUUCAAGAGGCCGCCUGCCACGGCGGCGGCGGAGACACCGUCCGGGAGCGGUGGUCAGGCGGCGGCGGGGUUGAGUUCGGUUAGGGUGGGGUUAUCGAAAAGUCAGAUUGAGGCAAUAAACGAGACGCCAAUGGACUCGCCUAGUGCGAUAUGGAUGGAAUUAGGAACAUCAAUAGAGGAUUUAGAAGGGGAUUGGGUAGAAAUGCACACUGAUUCCAUUUGGGAUUCUUAGAAUCCCGGGUCAAGAUUAAAUUAAAUGACAAUU
This is a messenger RNA of Ipomoea nil (Japanese morning glory), 685 nucleotides long. RefSeq names its product ethylene-responsive transcription factor ERF022-like. Gene Ontology annotation, biological process: regulation of DNA-templated transcription. Bases 116 to 652 code for a protein of 178 amino acids. Gene Ontology annotation, molecular function: DNA binding; DNA-binding transcription factor activity. NCBI's taxonomy places the organism in Eukaryota, Viridiplantae, Streptophyta, Magnoliopsida, Solanales, Convolvulaceae. The record is from RefSeq and is a predicted model, not a curated record. The transcript has a single exon.